GCCAGUUGCGCCCCAUUAGAAAUUAGAAUUGAAUGCAGAGCAAACGCGGUGUAUGAACCCUCUCCUUCUCCAAAUAGAUUUGUUUUCUCACGUCCACAACAUCCAGGGUUUCAUUCCUUGACUGCAGCUCAAUUUCAAUGGAGGUUCAAACUCAGAGCUUCUCAACAACCUUUGACCGCAUCCCACCCACCACUCCUCCCUUUUCCUACUCCUUAAACCAAAUGGGUCUGCCAUUCUCCCCCGCCCGGACUGAAAUGCCGGAUUCCUCCGCCGCGGAUUUCCACUCCUGCCAUCGGAAUGGAAUGCCCUCCACGUCUGACGUCGGCGGCGUUCUCCCUUCCUUCGCCGUGAACUCGUCUCUCGUCCACCAACUGACGGAGCCGACGGCUGCCUUGAAGCUGCAGAAGGUCUACAGGAGUUACCGCACUCGCCGGAGAUUGGCAGAUUCCGCCGUUGUGGCAGAGGAACUUUGGUGGAGGGCUAUAGACUAUGCGAGACUGAAUCACAGUACGAUUUCGUUCUUCAAUUUCUCGAAACCUGAAACUGCUUCUUCCCGAUGGAGCCGGAUUAUGUUGAAUGCUUCCAAGGUGGGUAAGGGAUUGUCCAAAGAUGGGAAAGCACAGAAGUUAGCAUUUCAGCAUUGGAUCGAAGCCAUUGAUCCACGCCAUCGCUAUGGUCAUAACUUGCACCUGUACUACGAAGAGUGGUGUAAAGGCGAUGCCGGUCAGCCAUUCUUUUAUUGGCUGGAUGUAGGAGACGGAAAGGAUUUAGAACUAAAGGAUUGCCCGAGAUCGAAACUUCGGCAGCAAUGUAUUGUGUAUCUUGGACCUCAAGAGAGGGAAAAUUAUGAAUACAUAAUUCUCCAAGGCAGAAUCAUCCACAAACAAUCUGGGAAUUUGUUGGACACAAACAAAGGCUCUCAAGGAGCAAAGUGGAUAUUUGUGAUGUGCACUGCCAAGAAACUUUAUGCUGGUCAAAAGAAAAAGGGAAUGUUCCAUCACUCUAGCUUCUUGGCUGGGGGCGCAACAUUAGCAGCGGGAAGGCUGGUGGUCGAGGAAGGAGUUCUCAAGUCUAUAUCAGCAUACAGCGGACAUUAUCGGCCAACCGACGUCAGUCUUGCCAGUUUUUUAACCUUCCUUCAUGUCAAUGGAGUAAAUCUCAAUCAAGUUCAGAUCUACAAGGCCAAUGAAGAUUCUGAAAGCUAUGGCCGUGAAGGUGGAGCCAGCUUUGAAUCUCCUAAAGCUGAAAUCUUUGAGGAAGAUGAGAAUGAUAUACCAUCAAGCAAAUUAGCCGAAGUUUCCAAAACCGAAACCAAAGCAGAAUACCAAAGGUCAUUAUCUGGGGGUCUGCCAAGUCCGAGAUCCGAGGUCCCUACGACUGCCAUAUUGCACCGGAUAAAUUCCAAGAAAACAGCAAAAUCAUAUCAAUUGGGGCAUCAACUCUCACUCAAAUGGACAACGGGUGCAGGUCCAAGAAUCGGUUGUGUAGCUGACUAUCCUGUGGAGCUAAGAGUUCAAGCGUUAGAGUUUGUUAACCUAUCUCCACAAGUUCCCUCAACACAAGGUUCAAAUGCUGCAUCAGCAGUUGUAAAUUGCACGUCUGAAUUCUGCAAUGGCGACCGGGAUUGUUCCUCUGGAAAGUAAAGUAAUAUUCCCCUGCUUUCUCUGUUUCAUGCUUGAUAUAUUAUGUCAUACAUGUACUAUGUAGAUAGAUAUCUCCCGUCCAUUCUCUUUUUUGUGAGUGCUGUUUUCUGAAUCAAGUCCUCUGGACAUUGUAAUAUGUAUCCAACCCUUCUGCUAUAUCAUAUCCUGAGAUCUAGUAAAUACAAAAACAUACUGAAAUCUCUGUUUAUGCAAACCUGUAGAAUCUUUGGAGCGUAA
Momordica charantia (bitter melon) is the source of this 1880-nucleotide messenger RNA. RefSeq names its product IQ domain-containing protein IQM3. NCBI's taxonomy places the organism in Eukaryota, Viridiplantae, Streptophyta, Magnoliopsida, Cucurbitales, Cucurbitaceae. The record is from RefSeq and is a predicted model, not a curated record.